GGCAGCGCAGCAGCAGAGCCUGCUUCAGAGCCAUCAGCAGUUUUAGGGCUUGCAAUUUCGUCUAGUAAUUUUCCAAGCGCUUGUGCUUUUUGGGGUAUUUUUUUGGGGGGGGAGUGGUGGUGGGGGCUGUUUCCUUUGGAAAAUAACAUGGUUCAACCCAUUAACUGCACGCUGCAUGUUGGGUAAGUUUAAAACCCACACAUGUGAAUGCUGGUGCAGAAAGAAAAAAAAAGAAUACAUAUAUAGAUAUACGUGCGAUGGGUAUUUUCUCUGCUUAUUGCAUAGUAAUGAGACUCUGACAGGCACAACCUUUCAUAAGACAGCCCACAUUAUUGGCUUCCAGCCCAGAAUAUUGCUGCAACACUAUCUGUGAUUGGUUAUCUUCCUAUCAUGCAUUGCUUCACAAGGGAAACAGCCCCCUUUUUAAUAAAAUCUACGAUGGCUGGCUGCAAUAUGCUGCUCUGUUGGUACUAAGAAGUGCCUUUCCUGACGUCUCUGCCGCUUGGACCCGCUUGUAGAGCAGCCUCUGCUUAUUAUUAUUAUUAUUUUUUUUUUGUUGUUUUGCCUGCUUGCUGCCAGCUAGACCGCAACGAGAGCUCAUCCACCCUUCUGAUCUAGCCCAGGCGAUUCCCUUAUUUCUGUUCUUAAUCAAGAGAAAGCUUUAUGCAUCAAGCACCGCGUUACACUGAUAUUCUUGUAGCCAAAAGGAGACGUUUCGUGAAAAAUUAAGAGAUUGGCUGCCAGAAUUUUUCAAGGAGAGAUUGAGGAAACGAGGGAAUAGGGAGAAAGAGGGAGACAGAGAAAAAAAAAGCCUUGGUUAUUGCUGCGUCUCUCCAUGCCAAACUAAUCAAUAUUGAUUACACCGCAAAAAAAACCCUAUUGCCAAAUCAGCUUUUUGGAGAUUACCCUUCUGACAACUUUACAGAGAGCGCAGCUGGGAAAUUCUGUGUCAGCAGAGGCUUUGCCACGUUCUCAUGCCUGCGUUUUGGGCUCAAAACCGGAACUUCAAAUGGGUCACUGAGAGCACUGUAUAAGCUUGGUUUCAUGCUCUUCUGGGUGAUCGUUACGUUUCGCAGAACAUAAUUGUAUAUCAUUUCACUUGCUUGUCCCGGUGAGAGAGCUAUAUGCAGAGACAGAGCGCACAGCCAUUCAGUUAAAAAAAAAAACAAGAACAACAAACAAAGAGAAGUUAAACUUUUACCGCCGUCGGUAUACCCGUUUUUGGUUUUAUUUCUUGUACUGAGAGUUUUUUGGUUUUUUUUUUUUAAAAAAAACUACCUGUACAUUUUUAACAAUGGCUGUCAGUGUGGCACCAAUUCGGGACACAAAAUGGCUAACGUUGGAAGUGUGUCGAGAAUUCCAAAGAGGGACCUGCUCGCGGCCUGACACAGAAUGUAAAUUUGCACAUCCAUCGAAAAGCUGCCAAGUUGAAAAUGGACGAGUAAUCGCCUGCUUUGAUUCAUUGAAAGGCCGUUGUUCCAGGGAGAACUGUAAAUAUCUUCAUCCACCACCACACUUAAAAACACAAUUAGAGAUAAAUGGACGGAAUAACCUGAUUCAGCAAAAGAAUAUGGCCAUGCUAGCCCAGCAAAUGCAGCUAGCCAAUGCAAUGAUACCUGGUACUCAGCUCCAGCAUGUGCCAAUGUUUUCAGUUGGCCCAAGCCUAGCCACCAAUGCAACAGCAGCCUUUAACCCCUACCUGGGACCUGUUUCUCCCGGACUUGUACAAGCCGAAAUUAUGCCUAGUGCACCGAUGCUUGUUGCAGGGAAUCACGGUGUUGCUGUUCAAUCAGCAGCUACGGCAGCUGCUCAAAAGUUAAUGCGGACAGACCGACUAGAGGCCAGCUACAAUCAGGCAACUGCAGUGCGAUCUUCCCCACGUUGCCCAACCAAUGAUCUCAGCCCCGAUGUGGAGGGAGCACCCUCUUUAUGGGUGAGAGGUAGUUCAGUCUCCAUGCCAGCUCAAUCCUGGGCCUCUCCUGAGCAGAGACUGCCAUUAAUGCCAAAUUAUGUGUGGUGGUUAUGUGAUGUGGACUCCUGCCCUCUGGGAACUGAACUGAGACCAGCAAACUCAUUUCACUUGGGACAUCAAGCUGGACUUGACCCCCGGUCCCAGAAGAGAAAGGUAUGUAGAGAGUACCAACGCGGUAACUGCAACAGAGGCGAAAAUGAGUGCCGUUUUGCCCACCCGUCGGAAAGUGCAAUGAUUGACACCAACGAUAACACAGUCACUGUGUGUAUGGAUUAUAUCAAAGGGAGGUGUUCUAGGGAAAAGUGCAAAUAUUUCCACCCUCCAGCACAUUUGCAAGCCAAGAUCAAGGCUGCUCAAUACCAGGUCAAUCAAGCUGCAGCUGCUCAAGCAGCGGCCACUGCAGCAGCCAUGACUCAGUCGGCUGUCAAAUCACUGAAGCGACCCCUCGAGGCAACCUUUGACCUGGGAAUUCCUCAGACUGUACUCCCCCCUUUACCAAAGAGGCCUGCACUUGAAAAAACCAAUGGUGCCACCGGAAUGUUUAAUACGGGUUUUUUCCAGUACCAGCAGGCUCUUGCCAACAUGCAGUUACAACAACAGGCAGCCUUUUUCCCACCAGGCUCAAUAUUGUGCAUGACACCCGCUGCAAAUGUUGUUCCCAUGGUGCACGGUGCAGCGCCGGCUACUGUGUCUGCAGCAGCAACAUCUGCCACAAGUGUCCCCUUCGCUGCAACAGCCACAGCCAACCAGAUACCCAUAAUAUCUGCAGAUCAUCUGAGUAGUCACAAGUAUGUUACACAGCUCUAGAGAUUGUAUCCAGAUACAAUCAAAAUAAGGAGAAACAAGGACAGUGUGCUUGAAAACCAAUACAGGACAAGGCCAUAAUAUGCAUAGAGGCAAGAAACACAGAGUCCCCACACUGAAAUGUCUACAUGCUGCAUGUUAAAAGAUGACAAGAUUGACACGGAGCCCCAUUGCACACUGUUGCUUACAUCAUUUUGUACAUUUAACUGAUAUUUGUGAUGAAGUGAAGUUCUCGUCUCAUACAACAUACCCUGAUUUUCUAAUGUAGAGGUUUGCACACAUACAUGUCCACAUAUAUGCAUUACGUAACCCUUUCCCGUAUGUCCAUCUUUUAAUCGAGGAAAUUCAGGUUAUGCUGUAACCAUCAAUCUCCAGUGUAUUGGUACGUCUGUAGACCAAGCGUUAGAUUUUUUUAAGUAAAUAUGUCCUUUUUGUUCAUGUUUCUUUUCUUUCAAGGUUUACAAAUAACAUGACGUGCACCUUGUAUUUAAACUUACCAUGAUAAAAGAGAGCAUGCAAAGUAUAUAAUUAGUAAUUUUAAGCAUAGUGGGUUUUUUUCUUGUUAUAGAUUGUACGAUUUGGCAAGAGGUAUUUGACACAAAUGAAUGUGCCAAUCAAAACACAGCUGUGCAUGUUUUAACUCUUUCGUGCCGGGGGCAAGGCAACAAAUUGUAGCUUUGUCCUCACCUCUGGCAUCAAAAUUAAAAAUGCACAUUAAGGCUUUAAAUAUGGUAUUAUAAAAAGUUCUCAUGAAGUGCCAUUGGUGGUGCAUGUAUUUAGAGUGUUCCUCUGGCAGUGUUAUUUAGCGAGCCACGUGUUUUAUUUGUUGAUAUGGACCAGUCAAAGGCACUUUUUAAUUUACAAAGCCAAAGUGAUCACAAAAUAACUUUUUAGUGACCAUAAGAUGUGACAUUGACAUCACUAAAUAUGCAAUCCUUUUAUGUAAUGAUUAAGAUAUAUGCCAAAUUAAAUGACCUUAAUUUAUACUAAUGGAUCUUAAUGAUGCCCAAUCAAUUAUCUUGUUUCUAGACAGGUAUGGAAAUUAAAAAGAACAACUUUUAAAUGAAAACUGAAGUUCGUGUAGCCCCCCAGUGCCGUUAACAGCAAUUUUGUGUACAAAAAUAAACGAUGCAAGGGGGCUAAACCCCUCCUAGUCCAUGUACAAACAGAUCCAUGAAUGGUUCAGCAGACCCAUUCUAGGUUCCCUCUUCAACCCAGUCACUAGGGGAAAAACCUGUGAAUGUGCACUCCUAGUUCCUGCUGUAAGGGAUACACUACUUGUUUCAGAUCCAUAAAAUCCAUAAUGUACAUAAUAUAUGACUAUAACUCUAGUUCUUGCUUACACUUUCUAAGCUGUACCAAGUAUCAUUUUGGUUUGGUCAAAUAACAGACAUGAUUGAAGAUUUAAAACAUUUGAUUACCAAAGAGUUAGUUCCUCUAAGCACUAAAAUGUAAAUUAUUUUAGAAUCAUUUUAAAACAAUUGAUUUCAUAUGCUGUUUCUUUAUUAAUAGGCACAAGAAAAAAAAAAAACGAAUAGCACAGGUCAAGCUAUAACAAUCUUUAGGGUAUUUUCUGGUUCAGUACAAAUGCAGUACUCUAUAUGUAUGUACAUACAUACCGUGCUAGCACCUUUACUAUACAUUUGAAGAGAAAGAAA
Molecule: messenger RNA, 4434 nt
Organism: Spea bombifrons (plains spadefoot toad)
Lineage: Eukaryota; Metazoa; Chordata; Amphibia; Anura; Pelobatidae
Gene: MBNL1
Product: muscleblind like splicing regulator 1
Exons: 12
Coding region: 1295-2779 (494 amino acids)
Molecular function (GO): metal ion binding
Source: RefSeq, a predicted model, not a curated record